Molecule: messenger RNA, 2817 nt
Organism: Xenia sp. Carnegie-2017
Lineage: Eukaryota; Metazoa; Cnidaria; Anthozoa; Malacalcyonacea; Xeniidae
Product: alpha-(1,6)-fucosyltransferase-like
Exons: 4
Coding region: 737-2107 (456 amino acids)
Biological process (GO): protein N-linked glycosylation
Molecular function (GO): protein binding; alpha-(1->6)-fucosyltransferase activity
Source: RefSeq, a predicted model, not a curated record
AUAUUUAUCCAUCAUAUGAGAAAAGCUGACGUGGGCGUGCAUUUCAGGAAUGAAGGAACUUCUUAUACGAAAAUAUUUAAAAAGUGGCUAUGUUCACAAAGAUGCACUACACCUCUUUGUUCACUCAAAAGUUCAAUAAUUUAUCAAAAGCACAAAAUCAUUAAAAACUGAUACCAGUUGAGUGUAGCAGGUUUUAAUUGCAAACAAUUGUGGAAGGCCAACAAUAACGUUUGCACUAUGAAGUGUAUAUUGAUUAAUUUCUUCUAGCAUUCAUAAAUAUCAUGAAUUUUUAAGUUGCGAUGGCAUUGCGAAAAUUAAAACAAAUUUUGCUGAUCUUUGUGGCUGUUUGGUUGGCAGCGUUGGUUUAUUAUUUUGUUGUAACACACCGCAGCAAAUCCAUCGGUUUUGAGACAAUACGAUUAGAGAGAGCGAAGCGGGUCCUGGAUAAAUCAAAGAUGACGAUAUCUGCAUUACAACACGAAGUGAAAUCCUUACGGGCGAAAAUUGUAAAUUACAAGAGAAAAUAUAAAAAGUAUAUCCACAGAUUAGUAAGUCGCUUCCUAAUUCGCAAGACACUAGGUCGGUCGGAGACAACAGCCGUAAAGACAAUAAAUUAAAGCACUUAGAUAAAACGACAAUUGAAACAAACGACGCAAAUAAAAAACAACAAUUAUCAAAUAUCAAAUAUGCACAAAAGUCAAAUGAUUUACAGCUUGAAAUUACUCGACGACGAGCGAUGAAGGAGUAUCGCGAGAUGUGGUAUUAUCUUAGCGCGGAAGUAACGAAAAUCAAUAAGCUCUUGGGUAGAAAUAUGAAACAAAGACUAACAGCGAUGUUGGAUAAAUUUGCCGAUAUUCAUCGAGCCCUUGGAAACAACUUAGACUUUAUAAACAACCACAAAACUUUGGACAUUUGGCGUAGAAAUGAACAGACUCGAAUGAGCAAAAUUGUUCAGAACCGCUUAAGGCUUUUGCAAAAUCCAUCUGAUUGCGAAAAUGCAGACAAGCUAAUUUGCAAUCUAAACAAAGAAUGCGGUUACGGCUGCCAGAUUCAUCAUUUAUUAUACUGCUUCAUUACAGCUUACGGCGCAAAACGUACUUUAAUUGUCAAAUCAAAUGGCUGGCGAUAUUCGCCAAGAGGAUGGGAGAGAGUUUUUCUACCCGUAAGCGAUACUUGCACAGAAGCUAAAGGACCAAUCUCGACUUGGUCAAUGUAUUCUGAAGAAAAGAAUGUGUACCUUCCUAUUAUAGACUCCAUCGAUCAUAAUCUGAAACAUUUACCUAUGGCUGUUCCUAGUGAUUUAGCGAAGAGCAUUCAAGCGUUCCAUGGCUUUCCCUUCGUCUGGUGGGUUGGGCAGUUUGCAAAAUACCUUUUUCGAUACCAACCAGCUGUGAAGAAGGCUAUUGAAAAUAAGAAAGCCAUGCUAGGGUUUGCAAAGCCCAUUGUAGGGAUUCACGUUCGUCGCUCCGACAAGAUAAAUAACGAAGCUGCUUUUCAUUCGCUGGAGGAAUACAUGUAUUGGGUCGAUUUGUACUUUAAGAAAAUUUCUUUAAAAGAAACUUUGAAAAAGAAAAACGUUUACCUUGCGACUGACGAUCACACAGUUUUGGCUGAAGCAAUGACAAAAUUUCCCAAGUACAAUUUUGUUAGUGAUAACGACAUCUCCAAAUCCGCUCGACUGCAACAACGAUACACCGAUACAUCGCUCCAUGGUAUCAUAUUUGAUAUUCAAAUGCUUUCGGAAUGCGAUUAUAUUGUCUGCACGUUUUCCUCCCAGGUUUGCAGAUUAGCUUACGAGAUGAUGCAGGCAAAAUCUCCAACGGACGCCUCGGAUAGUGCACAAUCACUCGAUGACGUUUAUUACUUCGGUGGUCAAUCGGUGAACGACGUACAAGCAGUCUACAAUUACACCGCUACGAAUUCUAAUGAAAUUAGCAUGACGCGCGGCGAUCGUUUGAAAAUUGCCGGCAACCAUUGGGAUGGCUACUCCAUAGCGACAUCAAGACGGAACAAGAAGAAAGGGAUGUUUCCAUCAUAUUUAGUCGAAAAUCAUCUUCAUAUUGUUAAAUUUCCUAAUUACACCGAGUUUGAUGAGAAAAUCAGGUAGUGAUUUUCUUCUGACAUCCAUUUGCAGUCCAUCCAUUUAUGAACCAGUUAGAAAGCCGAUUGAAAACCAUUUGUUGGAUGACGUCCUCUAUAAACAACCUCAAUAAGAACAACCAAAGAUAUUUGAAACAGUCGUGACAGGCAAACCACCAUGCUCAAUUUUUUUCGGUUUGGGUCAUUAGAGUUUGUCAGCGUGUUUUUUACUGGUUUAUUUAUGAGGAUGAUUAUAGUAUGGGGUGCAUGAAUAAAACUGCAACCUUAUAUUUUGCACAGUAACUCAAUUUCAUUGUCUGUAUGUAGCUUUUUAUACUCUAGGAAUUUUAAAGAACAUUCUAAUUCCGUAAAUUGAGUGAAUUACAAUAACCUGGGCGGGCAAUUAAUUUGAUUACGAAUGGGUGGACUAAGCACAUAAAAACGAGUACUUGUUGUGCCGAAUUACUGUAGUGAAACGUACACAUAGAUUUUUCGUUGACUAAAUGACAAAACUCAAUUUACCGGACAUACGAAUUGCAGCUAUUGCACAUUACAAAUUCCAACGUUAUUUGUGAACUCAUGUAUAUAUAUAUAUAUAGAUGCCGAAAUGCUUUUGAAACUGCUUUUUAACACUUCGGCAAGAGACAGGAAUGAUACAUAAUAUUUUCUUCCAUGUAAACGAUUAUGCAAUCAUUAAGCUUCGUUGAUGAUUUCACAGAUUAUAAAUUUCACAGUCCA